CCUCAAAUGCACACAUCAUAUGAGACCCUUUCAUGAAUGGUAUGUUUUGCUGCAUUCAGUCAUAACACGACCGGCAAUACUAACCGCUAAACCCUUCACUCAAAUGCAGUCAUAACUGAUGAGUGGUUACAAUGAUUGCAAGCAUUGAGUGCUUUUGUUUGUCAAUACAGUGAAUGUGUCAAUGUUUUCACUUGACUUUCGCUUCAAUUCACGUUUAGUUUAACUGUAAUUCACAUUAAAUACACGUUUGAAUACAAAAUAGCAAUCAUUUGAUGGCCGCUUAAAAUGUCUCAACAGUUACUCAAGAGAUCACUGGCACUACUCGAUGGUGAUAGUGAAGGCAUGAAUCGGAAGAAGACAUACAAAGCAAACAAAUCCAAGAAAUCCAAACUUAAGAAGCGAUUGAAUGGCAAACCCAGAGUUGCAGACAAUGGCACAAAAGUGAAUGAAAUGAACGCCAAAUCAAAAAGCAUUGAAAUAUACAAAGAGUUGCACAAAAAUAAGAUCAAAUAUCAAUUAAUCAAAGACUUGAUGGUUAGUAGUGAUCGCAAGUCAACGCAUGUGUCCGACAAAAGUGAGUCCAUAUUCACGGAAAAGGAUUUCAAGGAGUUUGCACUGAAUUAUAAAUAAGACAUUUUGUUAGUUAAAGAAUAAAUUUAUUAAUAAAAACAACUAAUAAUUAAUU
This is a messenger RNA of Oppiella nova, 685 nucleotides long. NCBI's taxonomy places the organism in Eukaryota, Metazoa, Arthropoda, Arachnida, Sarcoptiformes, Oppiidae. The record is from the annotation of a GenBank genome assembly.